Messenger RNA from Symbiodinium sp. CCMP2456, 348 nucleotides. The record is from the annotation of a GenBank genome assembly. NCBI's taxonomy places the organism in Eukaryota, Dinophyceae, Suessiales, Symbiodiniaceae.
AUGGCGAUUUGCUCUGCUGGGACCAAGGAAGCUGCGCAGCAGGUGCUCUCGGCGGUGGUGGGAGAUAAUCUCUUGAACGAUUUCGACUUGAUUUUGCUCGGCGACGAUGUCAGCAGGAAGAAGCCGGAUCCCUUGAUCUAUCAGCUGGCAUCGGAACGCUUGAGAGUCCCAGCCGAGCGCUGCACCGUCGUGGAAGACUCCAAGAUUGGCUUGGAAGCCGCAAAGGCAGCAGGAAUGCGAUGCUUCAUCACAUACACCGACUCCACGCAAGGUCAAGAUUUCUCCGGAGCCGCCGACGUGCUCCCCGAUGCCACGACCCUUCAACUCUCGAAGCUUUUCCCAUCAUAA